This is a messenger RNA of Myxozyma melibiosi, 2393 nucleotides long. RefSeq names its product C6 transcription factor. Lineage: Eukaryota; Fungi; Ascomycota; Lipomycetes; Lipomycetales; Lipomycetaceae. The transcript has 10 exons. The record is from RefSeq and is a predicted model, not a curated record. Bases 158 to 2353 code for a protein of 731 amino acids. Gene Ontology annotation, biological process: DNA-templated transcription; positive regulation of transcription from RNA polymerase II promoter by galactose. Gene Ontology annotation, molecular function: zinc ion binding; DNA-binding transcription factor activity, RNA polymerase II-specific; RNA polymerase II cis-regulatory region sequence-specific DNA binding. Gene Ontology annotation, cellular component: nucleus.
CGCAUUUUUCCCAGUGUGGAUCCGUCUCUGUCUUCAAGCUGAGAGGGGCCAUGAUCUUCUGCUCAACAUGGAGGUCUCUAGUAAGCCAGACUUGCUAUCGUCCAGUGCUAUCUCUCUUUCUAGCCUCCCAAGCUCGAGGUGCUGCCCACGAUAAGCCAUGGCAUCUGGCUCAGAGCAAGACCAGGUGAAGAGGCCGAGGAGACCACGAGUUGCCCAGGCCUGCGAGAGAUGUCGACAGAAGAAGUACAAGUGCGACGAGCACUACCCGUGUACUCACUGCAAGAAUCAUAAGGCAGAAUGUACCUACAAAGCGCUGAAUAUGUCAAGAGCGGAGAAUCUUACUAUAAGCCACGUGCGAUUCUUGGAGAAAAAGAUUGAGCAGCUUUCCGCCGAAGUCGUGGCCUCGCGAAGGCAAGCUAUGGCGGUGGCCCAUGCCGCAGAGAGUAGCAAUGCAAAUGGUCCUGCUUUUUCAAACUUUGCAAAUGGAGAACAGAGAUCAUGCUCGAGUGGUCAUGCUAUUCAAGGAUCUCAGAUACCGAUCAGCAACGAUAACAGCGCUUCAGCGGGGACGCUCAACUCUGCGCAUGGUCUAAGCGGUACAAACAAGCGGCCACCAUCGUUGACACCGAGCUCUUUACCCGAAAGUCUAGCAGAAUCAAGCACUGUGAUAGAGAAGGGAUCAUCGACUUUAGAUGAGGCUGAGCAGUGCCUGACUGAAGACAGUGAUAAGGAAGUCACCGGGAUGAACAACCACACUCUCUCCUCAGAGUUCCAUGGAAACACCUCAUCGGUUGCAUUUCUGGAUUAUCUUCAUAAGAAAUUUCAAAAUUCAGACCGCUCAGAUUCGAGGGGUGAUUUCGAGUCGUCUCUUGUAUCUGCGCUUCAUAAUGACGCAUUUCUUCGCGAUAUGACUCGUUCCUCGGCUCUGCAUUCGACAACCGCUCGGCUAGAAAGCGUUCAGUAUUAUUUCCGUCAGGCGCAUCAGUUUCUCAAAGGAUACUUUGAGCAGCUGCACUAUAUCCAUCCUUUUCUUGACAAAAAUUCCUUCAUGGCGCGUGCGGAGGAUCUGUGGUUCGGAAGAACAUCUGCCGUAUCCGAGAGUUUUAUCGCUCUAUAUCUCAGUACUCUGUCUCUAGGGGCGUUGAUUGGAUCCUGGGACUCUCUAGAAAUUGAAGACAAAGAUAGAUUUCAGUGGAGUCGUCAGCUUUUCAAUGAUGCUCAGACCAUUCUCCGCGAUCUUCAGUACUCUCAUGAUUUGGAAACCGUCCAAUGCUCGAUAAUAAUGGCCAAGGUGUGUCAGAACGAGCUGAAUCCGCACCUCGCCUACAUGUAUCUUGGACAGGCCUGCCGGAUUUGUCUUUCUCUUGGAUUCAACCGUGAGAUGUCGACAAAGAGUAACCCGGAACAGGCGGAUUCGAUAUCGAAAACUUGGUGGGGACUAUACUCUCUGGAAAUAGAGAUGAGUUUCUCGCUGGGACGGCCAGAUACGUUAGGCAUGGACGAAUACCAUAACCAGAUCAUGCCUCCUAUAAACAAUACCGAGACUGAUUUAAUUCCGCUGAUGGUGGAUUGCGCCAAGAUCAUGCGGAAAGUGUCUAUUGGCGUUUACCAUUCCAAUGCCAGCGUGCGGGAUAAGCUUGAUUGUGCACUGCAGCUGAAUGCAGAAUUGACAGCAUGGGCAAUGCGCUUGCCUCUGAGGCUUAAACCUGCUAACCUUCCGGGGGAUACACUUGCUGAGAGUUUGCGCGAUCCUAGAUGGAUUAAAAGGCAGAGAUUAGUUUUGCAGAUCAGAUUCUAUAAUAUCCAGAUGCUCCUGUUUAGGCCGUUCCUUGUCUGUGUUCCUAGCGACUUGACUAAGCUGCCCAGUAUUCUGGAAGAAGCUAUUCAAAAAUGCGUGGAGUCUGCACGGGCAACUAUCGAUAUAAUAUACGAUAUAUAUCGUACACAUACGUUCUUCCAGACAUGGUGGUACAACACGACAUAUGUCAUGUUUGCGGUUACGAUGCUGCUUCUACAUAUCAAGAAAUUUCCAAGCUCUCCCCAUAAAAGACAAUACCUAAUCUCGCUGGAAAAAUGUGUUCAGAUUCUUAAUGCCAUGGAUGCAUCAGUUGUCGCGAGAAGGUUGAGCGAGAUAGUUACGACGAAUCUGGAGGCUCUAAAAGGUGUCGAUACGCCGGGAGAUAACAACGUGGCUCUUUUGGCUGAUGCAGAUCCCUAUAUGGAGCUUAACCGUGAAGUGGACUUUAGUUCGGUGAUGUUGAACGACAGCCUGUUUGAUGGUCUGCCUGACCUUCUUUAUGAGGAAUGGGCAUCAAAUAUCAGUCUGUCUGCUCCACCAGGGCCAAGAGCAUGAGCAUUUGAUAGUUUGGCUAGAGAUUACGACUCGAUAAUAG